Serinus canaria (Common canary) is the source of this 5919-nucleotide messenger RNA. RefSeq names its product nuclear receptor coactivator 3 (gene NCOA3). NCBI's taxonomy places the organism in Eukaryota, Metazoa, Chordata, Aves, Passeriformes, Fringillidae. Gene Ontology annotation, biological process: cellular response to hormone stimulus; positive regulation of transcription by RNA polymerase II. The record is from RefSeq and is a predicted model, not a curated record. The coding region runs from base 602 to 4939 and encodes 1445 amino acids. The transcript has 25 exons. Gene Ontology annotation, cellular component: nucleus. Gene Ontology annotation, molecular function: nuclear receptor binding; protein dimerization activity.
GGCCGCGGCGAUGCAGAGGCGACACCGGAGCGCAGGCACCAGGCUGAGUCCGGCGGCUCCGGCAGCAAUCCCGGCGCGGACUACAAGUACCACGAGCACUCCUGUGGGUACUACAGGUCCCACAAUACCUUACGCCGCCUGGUGUCUCCGCGUUGGUCCCGAUUUAAAUUCAGGCAGUGAGGAAAAUGGCGGUGCGGGGCUGAGCGUGGGGGAGAUGGAGAUGUAGCUGAGCUCUGGCUCAUUUCCCGGUUUCAGGUACAAUGGUGAAAAUCAAACUGAAGGGAUCUACAGGUUCAACCUCAUUUGUCUACCUUAAAGCUCUUUUCUGUGCAUUCCUACUGGCUUCUGCUGUAGUGAAUACUGUGCUCGGCACGCUGUUCACUGUGAAGGAAAUAUGGCACGGAAUAUGAAAAAGAAAUAGAGGAAAGGGGAUCCUAAUUAAUGGAAGGCUCAAAUCUGUUAGUAUAACAUGGGAAGACAACUGAUUUUUCUUCAAAUAUUGAAUGGAUGUGACCUAAAAUGAAUUCUGAUUCUGAAGGUCCUCUGAAAAAUAUGCAGUGCUUGAAUGUUUGCUAAGGACUACUGCUGAUGCAAGGUCAAGAUGAGCGGAUUAGGAGAAAACUCCUUAGACAGUUUGACUAAUGAGUCAAGGAAGCGCAAGCCAUUGCCCUGUGAUACACAAGGUGCAAGUCUGGUCUGCAGUGGUGAGAAGCGUCGACGUGAGCAGGAAAGCAAAUACAUUGAAGAACUGGCUGAGCUGAUAUCUGCUAAUCUGAGUGACAUUGACAAUUUCAAUGUCAAACCAGACAAAUGUGCUAUCUUAAAAGAAACUGUGAGACAGAUUCGACAAAUAAAAGAGCAAGGAAAAACAGUUUCUAAUGAUGAUGACGUUCAGAAAGCUGAUGUAUCAUCCACGGGUCAAGGAGUUAUUGACAAGGAUUCAUUGGGACCUCUUUUAUUACAGGCAUUGGAUGGCUUCCUCUUUGUUGUAAAUCGAGAUGGGAACAUAGUAUUUGUAUCAGAAAAUGUCACACAGUAUCUGCAGUAUAAACAAGAAGAUUUGGUUAAUACAAGUGUGUAUGGUAUCUUGCAUGAAGAAGACCGGAAGGACUUUCUUAAAAACUUACCUACAUCUUCAGUUAAUGGAGUUUCUUGGAGUAAUGAAGCACCUCGGCAGAAGAGCCAUACAUUCAAUUGCCGGAUGAUGGUGAAAAGCUCUCAUGACCUCUUUGAAGAUGUAGGUGGCUACCAGGAUAUACGUCAAAGAUAUGAAACUAUGCAGUGCUUCGCUUUAUCGCAGCCAAGAGCUAUGAUGGAAGAGGGGGAAGAUUUGCAGUCCUGCAUGAUUUGUGUGGCGCGUCGUAUCACAACUGCAGAAAGGGUGUUUCCAGCAAAUCCAGAGAGCUUUAUUACAAGACAUGAUCUUUCAGGCAAACUUGUCAACAUUGAUACAAACUCAUUACGAUCUUCCAUGAGACCUGGCUUUGAAGAUAUAAUUCGUCGCUGUAUUCAGAGAUUCUUAUGCAACAAUGACGGGCAGUCAUGGUCAAAUAAACGCCACUAUCACGAAGCUUAUACGCAAGGUCAUGCUGAAACCCCAUUGUAUAGAUUUUCUUUAGCGGAUGGUACAAUAGUGACAGCACAAACGAAGAGUAAACUGUUUCGAAAUCCUGUAACUAAUGACCGCCAUGGAUUUGUCUCUACCCACUUUCUUCAGAGAGAACAAAAUGGAUAUCGGCCAAAUCCUAAUUCUGUUGGGCAAAACAUCAGAACACCUGUGACUGGAAACACAAACUCUGUUAAUGGUCUUAUGAACAUGUCACCUGGUCAAGCCAUGCCAAUGCAGAGCAGAACCUAUGGGAUGGGAGAUCCCAAUGCAGUGGGUCAGCUCACCAGCACUCGAUAUGGAAGCCCUGGGAAUAUGGGGCCAGUGAACUCUGGAACUGGCUUGCAGUCCUCUGCUUAUCAGAGUAACAGUUUUGGGUUAAAUAUAAGUAGCCCACCGCAUGGCAGUCCUGGCUUAACUUCCAGCCAACAGAAUCUAAUGAUAUCUCCUAGGAAUCGCGGGAGUCCAAAAAUGAGUUCACACCAGUAUUCUCCAGUUACAGGUAUGCACUCGCCAAUGGGAUCUGCCAGCAACACUAGCAACAGCACUUUUUCUAGCAGUUCUCUCAGUGCUCUGCAAGCCAUUAGUGAGGGUGUUGGAAAUUCCCUUUUAUCAACACUUUCUUCACCGGGUCCAAAAUUGGAUAAUUCCCCAAACAUUAGCGUAACUCAGCAAAUUAAAACAAGUACCCAGGACUCCAAAAGCCCUUCUGGUUUGUAUUGUGAACAAAACCAAGUGGAAAGUUCCAUCUGCCAGUCAAACAGCAGAGAUCUCUUUAGUGAAAAAGAUAGUAAAGAGGGAAAUCUGGAGGCAUCUGAAAGUCAGAGAGGACCAUCUGAGAGUAAAGGGCAUAAAAAACUCCUUCAGCUACUUACGUGCUCCUCAGAUGAAAGAGGACAUUCUACAGCAUCAAACUCGCCUUUAGACUCAAAUUGUAAAGAAUCUUCUACCAGUGUUACCAGUCCUUCUGGAGUUUCCUCAUCAACAUCUGCAGGGGUAUCUUCCUCCUCAAACAUGCAUGGGUCGCUCCUCCAAGAGAAGCACAGGAUUUUACAUAAAUUGUUGCAGAAUGGUAAUUCUCCAGCAGAGGUGGCCAAGAUCACAGCUGAAGCUACUGGUAAAGACACAUAUCACGAUGCUAGUAACUCAACCUCCUGUGGAGAAGGCACUGUCAAACAGGAACAACUAAGCCCAAAGAAGAAAGAAAACAAUGCUUUACUAAGAUAUCUACUAGAUAAAGAUGAUAUUAAGGAACUGCCUUCCAAAGAGUUGAAGCCUAAAGUAGAAUGUGUGGAUAGUAAGAUGGGACAAUGCACAAGUUCUACAAUUCCUACUUCAAGUCAAGAAAAAGAGAUGAAAAUAAAAAUUGAGCCAGCAGAGAAGAUGAAUGGAGACUUGGAUAAUUUGGAUGCAAUUCUAGGUGAUCUUACUAGUUCAGAGUUUUACAAUAAUGCUGUGUCUGCAAAUGGAAAUAACCCUGGAACAAAGCAAGCAUUAUUUCAAGGAAAUGCCCUGUUGGGUGUGAAGAGUCCCCAGUCUGUGCAGACUACUCGCCCACCUUUUAACAGAGCCAUGUCUUUAGACAGCCCUAUGGGCUCAGGUGCUUCAGUGAGGAAUGUCAAUGCAUUCUCCAUGUUGCAAAAGCAAAACUUGAUGAGUGGAAGUCCAAGAACGAUUGAAAACCAAGAAAAUUUUGGAGCAAAUCUGGCAAGUGCUCCCCACAGAAAUGUGGCGAUGAAUCAGCAUCAGCCAGGAGACUGGGGUUUGCCAAACUCCAAAGUGAAUGGACUGGAAUCUGCAAGUUCUGCUGCAAUGUUGAGACCAGGACCUGAAUUUAGUACAACCCUUCCGAGGCCCCCAGCGGCUGGCUCUGUGCCUGGGCUGCCUGUUCGCUCUAACAGCAUACCUGGUAGUAGGCCAAUGCUGCAACAGCAAAUGAUUCACAUGAGGCCAAAUGAGAUAAACAUUGACAUGGGAGGUAAUCCCUAUGGACAGCCUGGACCUUCUAACCAACCUGGAUUGUGGCCUGACAAUAUGAUGUCCAUGGAGCAAGUGUCACGGGGUUCACAAAACAGACAAUUAGUUAGAAACUCUUUGGAUGAUCUCUUAUGUUCGGCACCAAAUAUGGAAGGCCAGAAUGAUGAAAGGGCACUUCUGGAUCAGCUGCACACACUGUUGAGUAAUACAGAUGUCACAAGUCUGGAAGAAAUUGACAGAGCACUAGGAAUUCCUGAUCUUGUAAACCAAGGACAAGCUUUGGAACCCAAACAAGAUUCAUUUCAAGGUCAGGAAUCUUCAGUUAUGAUUGACCAGAAGCCUUUGUUAUAUGGUCAACCCUAUCAAGGGCAAGGGGCAGCAAUGCCAGGAAGUUUUAGUAACGUCCAGGGACAACAGCCAUCUUUUAAUUCAGUGAUGAACCAGAUGAGCCAACCGAGCAAUUUUCCUCUGCAAAGUAUCCAUCCCCGAGCAAAUGUGAUGAGACCUCGGACCAGCACACCAAAGCAGCUACGCAUGCAGCUCCAGCAGAGGCUCCAGGGACAGCAGUUUAUGAAUCAGACCCGUCAAAGUCUUGAAAUAAAAAUGGAAAAUCCAGUCAGUGGUACUAACUCAGUGAUGAGACCAGUUAUGCAGCCACAGGUGGGAUCCCAGCAGCAAGGUUUUCUUAAUGCUCAAAUGGUGGCUCAGCGUAACAGGGAACUAAUAAGUCACCAUUUUAGACAACAGAGGAUGGCAAUGAUGAUGCAGCAGCAACAGCAACCUCAGGCCUUCAGUCCACCACCAAAUGUGACAGCCUCAGGAAGCAUGGAUAGUGCUUUGACAGGCCCUCCAAACUUGAUGGCUCAAGUUCCUUCACAACAAUUCCCCUAUCCACCUAAUUAUGGAAUAAGCCAACAACCUGAUCCUGCAUUUAGUAGAGUAUCAAGCCCUCCAAAUCCAAUGGUAUCAUCAAGAAUUGGACCCUCCCAGAACCCUAUGCUGCAGCAUUCUCAGUCAGCAACAAUGUACCAGUCGUCAGAGAUGAAGGGCUGGCCCUCAGGAAGCAUCCCCAGAAACAGUUCUUUUCCCCAGCAGCAGUUCGGCCAUCAAGGUAGCCCAGCAGCCUACAGUAUGAUGCACAUGAAUGGCAGCAGUGGCCAUAUUGGACAGAUGAGUAUUAAUACCAUGCCUAUGCCAGGACUGCCUAUGGGUCCAGACCAGGUAAGUUGUACAUCAAGACUGAUGAAAAGAUUUGCUGACUCUUUUUCCAGUGAGUACAGUCUGCUUACAUCCAUUCCUCCUGCACAAUCCUGUUCUCAGUUACCCUGUUUGUAUUUGCAUCUGUGGGCGUAUUAAUUUUAUGUCCUAAGAGAUACUUUCUUUUUGAUGAUACAUAAGCAAAUUCACAAUGAGCCCAAGCUGUAUGCUGGAUUAGCUGUUGACUUUGAAGUAUCAUGAAUAGGACCAAGCCUUAAACUGCACAAAGGAUGAUGAAAUACUUCUGAACUUGGAGAAACCCCAAAAAAACCCCCAUGGACAUUGUGAAAUGCAUCUUCAGCAGAUCUUGAAAAGUACAUGUAAUAGCUCUUACAAGUCAGGCUAAGAAUCCUGCUAGUUUGGUAUCAUUCUGGCAGACCCUGAUAAUAAUAUUUGCCCUUACAAUACCUUAGAAUAACUUGUGUAUGCAUAGCCAGAAACAAUGGAAAAAAAUUAAGACCCCUCAUUUAAGGUGAAAAUGUGCUAAUAACAGGCACGGAAAAGAAAGCUGAAAUACAAAAUACACUUUUGCUACAAUCUUUACACAAAGUACCUGAUGAGCAACAUAAUACUGACAUAAGCUAAAUCUAUUCAAGUAAAAAGUACCUCAUGAAAUUUUGUCCAGCAUACCCAAGGAAGCAGUAAGAAUAAUGAGGACUUCUGGGGGUAAGUAAAGUUUUGGAGGACUUUGAUACAGUGAAUGCCUUUUAUAAGUAGGAGAAUAUAAAGGUUAAAUGUCAGAUUUUCCAAAUCUACAUGACAUAAAGAUACCCAAAUAGUGUGUUUUAGAAAAUUCUAGGACAGCAUUUAUUUUCUAGAAAUUUAUUUUCAAAGUGGAGCACUAAAAAGCUAUUCUUCUGCUUCUAGGCAUUGAUUGGCAGUAGUUCCUUCUUCCAAAUGCAGUACACAAACCAUUUCUUUCAGCAAAGAUGUCUUCUCUGAUGAAAGUAUCUUUUCUUUAACAGAAAUACUGCUGACAUCUAGAACCACAUCUUCAAACAAGAAUGGUUGAAUGCACUAGUUAGAAAGGAAAGUGACAUAUUCUUCAUGGCAAGUCAUACUGGGCUUAACAGAAACCA